This is a messenger RNA of Dioszegia hungarica, 1098 nucleotides long. RefSeq lists its product as uncharacterized. NCBI's taxonomy places the organism in Eukaryota, Fungi, Basidiomycota, Tremellomycetes, Tremellales, Bulleribasidiaceae. The record is from RefSeq and is a predicted model, not a curated record. The coding region runs from base 1 to 1098 and encodes 365 amino acids. The transcript is spliced from 9 exons.
AUGGCUACUGUAAUUGAUGAUACCGACCCACAUCUGUUCUGGGGGAACGGUAACGAUCCCAAGACAUGGAUCGAGGAUAAUUCGGGUCCUCGUGGACCUAUUGAGCAGUACUACAACAAGACCGCGAUUCAUGCCCUGGCAUUCGGCGUACGAGUGACUGAUCUCGACUCUGAAAGGCACGCGAGCAAUGCGAAAGCGGACUUUAUGGAGGUCAAGUGGGUUGGAGCAGACAUCGCCAUCUACGGCGCCAGGAGGGACAACAGUCAUGGCAUCUACAGUAUCAUCAUAGACUCUGCGCCCCCACAGUACUUCUCCGGCCUCGCCAACCCCAACAUCUUCCAGCAAGUCCUGUUCGCCACCUCGACCCUGGCGCAGGGCGAUCACGCGUUGCGGAUAACGAACGAAGGGAAUCGGGAUGCGCCUGAUCAGCCUGGGUUGAUUUGGCUUGAUGUGGACUUUGUCGCUGUUAGCGGUGUCAUACGUAAUGCGAAUCCUGGGGGCGCUCAGCCUGUACCGCCUGCCUCUUCUGCCGCGGCAGCUUCAUCUGCUGCGGUUCCGUCUGCGGUCUCGGCGCUAUCAAGCUCCAGCUCAACAUCCGCGAUCACCAGCAAGCCCGCCGCGUCUUCUUCCGCGGCAUCGUCGGCCUUCCCAUCUGACUCUUCAGACCGCUCUUCCGCGCCUGCCCUGGCUUCAAGCUCUUCGUCUACUUCGCUCUCCAUGUCAGAUGGCGCCUUUCCCACCUCCAGCUCGAUCGCACUCUCCUCUGCGGACAUCUCUGAGUCAAGCUCAAGCGCGCUCGGCAGCUCAACGCUGACAACGACGUUCACUGUAACCAAGUCAGGCGAACCAUCGACCGUCCCCACCGGAACCGCCACUCCGGGCUUAGCGGGAACUGAGGGAUCCGGGUCCGGCCCGAACAAAGGACUGAUCAUCGGCGUCUCGAUAGCAGGCACGAUAGUUCUUAUCCUCGCCACCGUCUCGGCGCUGUGGUGGUACCGUCAUCGAAAGUGGCGGAGGGAGGUGGAAGAGGUGGAAGAGUAUGAUGCGGAUGGGCAGGAGCCGUAUGCGCGGCCUGACUCUUCUUGGGCGCGGAUGUGA